Sardina pilchardus (European sardine) is the source of this 2173-nucleotide messenger RNA. Its product is annotated as zinc finger protein 92-like. The transcript is spliced from 4 exons. Gene Ontology annotation, molecular function: DNA-binding transcription factor activity, RNA polymerase II-specific; RNA polymerase II cis-regulatory region sequence-specific DNA binding. NCBI's taxonomy places the organism in Eukaryota, Metazoa, Chordata, Actinopteri, Clupeiformes, Clupeidae. Gene Ontology annotation, cellular component: nucleus. The coding region runs from base 194 to 1300 and encodes 368 amino acids. The record is from RefSeq and is a predicted model, not a curated record. Gene Ontology annotation, biological process: urogenital system development; embryo development; regulation of transcription by RNA polymerase II.
AACAUCCAGUUCGAAAUUUUGCAGAUGUUGGUUGGUGGCCCGACUUAAAUACUGCUGAUGACACGUGAUUGGCGUGUUUAUUAGACACACGACACAUGACAGCUCACUGCACGAGCUUGAGGUAGGCCUUUGUCGUUCUUUAGGCUGGAGAACUUUGAAUGGGAUUUCCUUUCGCAGACCUCCGUUGGGAAAUAUGGAUUUGAGGCUACAGUUGAGCUCUGGCUGUAACGUUACCGACCCGCUGGUGAAAGAAGAAGACAUCAAAGAGGAGGAAUAUGACCAUAUGAUAUCAUGUCAAGAUGAAGAAGAAAAGCCCAAUGUUGCGGAGUUACACUGUAAAUCUGAAACCGACACCACAGAGUUUAACGUGACAAACGGUGAAACACUACACACUGAUGUGAAGAAGAAAGAAGAAGAAGAGGAGCAAGAGGUUAACUUGAAGACAGAAUUGGAUGGGCAAGAGUACGAUUACCUGCUUGAAAGCCCCAGUGGAACACAGACAACCAGUGGAACACAGACAGCCAGCGGAACACAGACGGCAGUGGAGACUGAAGUGAAGAAAGAAGAGGAGGAGCACGACUAUCCUCUGGAAAGCUCCAGUGGAACACAGACAACCAGCGGAACACAGACAGGAGUGGAGACUGAAGUGAAGACGGAAGAGGAGGAGCACGACUCUCCUCUGGAAAGUGUGUCAGAACACCCACAUUUAACUCAACAGAAGAUCCGUGGACAGAAUGCUGAACUCAACCUACAAGUCAACCAGCAAACGGACACUCUCAGCUCGACUCGAAAGGAGACCACUGGCAAAAAAGAUCACAAAUGCGAAAACUGUGGAAUAACCUUUACAACGUCUUCAUAUCUUCGACGUCACAUGCUUACACAUAGCAGAAAGAGUUGUCACAACUGUGAACAGUGUGGAAAAUCGUAUUCACGACCAUCGCGCCUUAAAGCCCAUAUGCUAGUACACAGUGGAAAGAAGCCGCAUAAAUGUGUCCGAUGUGGAAAAGCCUUUCCGUUAGGUUUGAGUCUGAAAAAAGAGGGCUACUCCUGGAAAGAGAGCAACAAAGGCCGAAAGUCUUCCUCAUUGGAAGACUUGCCGCAGAGACUCACUGAGCGCCACUUUCUGUACAAGGCUGAUGAUCACCCAGAUUGUGUUGUUUGCUCUGAUCGGACUCGCCCUAAAGGCCGCCGUCAGACAAAAUACAGAUGUAGGCAGUGUGGGGUGGGUGUUUGUGUUGUGCCCUGCAAUGAGAGGUACCACACCAAGAAACACUACAAGAAGUGUCACCUGGAUGGAUAGGGAUUCAUUAUAUCUACAGCAAAAGGCCUGCUGCAGAAAUUCACAUUCCCGUCAUCAUUCUCAUCACCACUUAUUAGUAAUGAUUGACACUGUUGAUUUACUAUUUCCCUAACUAUUUACUAUGGUACAAUGUGUGUUCUUUUUGUGUGUUCAUGUUCUUGUGGUGUGUAUGUCUGUCACUAAAGAAACAAACCAAAAAAAAAAAAACAGAAACAACAAAAAGGAGACAUGACAUUUCAUGAAAAUUAAAAAAUCCAAGAUGGCAAGUAUUUGCCCCCUUGCUAAAGUUGACUAAAAAGAGGAAUAUGAAAUCAUGUUUUGGAAAUUGAUCUUAAAGGAACACUUCACCGUUUUUUCAUAUUAAACUACGUUAUUCCCUAUAAGACGAGUUGAUCCAUACCUCUCACGUUUCAAUGCGUGCACUCACUGGCUCUGGCACACGGCGCAACUUUGAUAGCACUUAGCUAGCCCAGUUCAUUCAUUAGGAUCCAAACAGAGAUGAAGUUAGAGGCGACAAAAAUAUGAGUAAAAAUCCAACCUUUAAGAACACCAAUUUUCUUUGUGACUGAAGAUUGUAUUGUAAAUCAAUAAAUGUUCUUCCUUAAGAUACAGGGUCAUAAGUAUUUGCACCCCUAAGUUAAAUUCCCAUAGAGGCAGGAAUAUUUUUUAUUGUUAAAGACCAGCUAUUUCAUGGAUCCAGAAUAUGCAUCCUGGUAAGUUUCCCUUGGUCUUUGAAAUUAAAAUAGCCCCACAUCAUCACAUAUCCUUCACCAUACCAAGAGAUUGGCAUGGGUUUUUUUUUCAGUUAGCCUAUUAGUCCUCUUGCCUGAAGCUGGCCAUUCAUAAAGCCCAUUCAAAUUUGCAUUUGAAAGA